AUGAAGACAAUCACAACAUUCUUGCCUCUCUUGACCAUCUUUUGCAUUAUCCUAGGAAAUCACAAAACUGUUGCAUUUGAUAAAAACCUCAAAGGGAACGAACUAAUCAACGUAGUAUGUAGCGAGUCACAAACAAAGGAUCUAUGUCUUAAGGUACUUACCUCGGACCCAUCAUGUCCUCAAGCAAGCCUACAAGACCUAGUCUUGAUAUCUCUUAAGGUCGCGGCCGCGAAUGCGUCCGGCAUCCUAACAGAAUGCAAGACGCUUAUCGACGACCCAAAUUUUGACCCAGCAUUCCAACAAGGUCUCGCUGAUUGCAAGGAGACCUUGUUGGAUGCCGAGGGUCAACUUGAGGACACCAUUGCUGCCACAUUGGCAAACAAAGAACAUGAUGCUCAAGUUUGGCUUCAAGCAGCAUUGGCAGCCAUUGAUACUUGUGAUGCUUCAAUUCCUGGUGAUGAUGAUAUUUUGUCCCAACAAAGUAGAGCUUUUCGCCAUCUUUGCAACCUUGCCAUUUCUCUUAGCAAGGCCUUGGAUUCUUCUUCUAAGAUGAAGCCUAAAUAAUUCUAAUUUAACCAACACCACCAUUACUACUACUACUAUAGCAUCUCUUUGGAGAUUUUUGCUACCUUAUUAUUAUUAUUAUGGUUGAAUUUCUAUAUCUUAUUACUCAUAAAUUUUGUUAUAAAGAGAGAUGAUUUUUAUGUAUCAU
Messenger RNA from Arachis duranensis, 712 nucleotides. Its product is annotated as pectinesterase inhibitor 28-like. Gene Ontology annotation, molecular function: enzyme inhibitor activity. Gene Ontology annotation, biological process: negative regulation of catalytic activity. The transcript has a single exon. The coding region runs from base 1 to 564 and encodes 187 amino acids. The record is from RefSeq and is a predicted model, not a curated record. NCBI's taxonomy places the organism in Eukaryota, Viridiplantae, Streptophyta, Magnoliopsida, Fabales, Fabaceae.